Atta colombica is the source of this 1915-nucleotide messenger RNA. Its product is annotated as probable tyrosyl-DNA phosphodiesterase. NCBI's taxonomy places the organism in Eukaryota, Metazoa, Arthropoda, Insecta, Hymenoptera, Formicidae. Gene Ontology annotation, biological process: double-strand break repair; single strand break repair. The coding region runs from base 230 to 1915 and encodes 561 amino acids. Gene Ontology annotation, molecular function: double-stranded DNA binding; 3'-tyrosyl-DNA phosphodiesterase activity; single-stranded DNA binding. The transcript is spliced from 5 exons. Gene Ontology annotation, cellular component: nucleus. The record is from RefSeq and is a predicted model, not a curated record.
AUUAUUUACUCAGUUGUCUUUCGGACUGCAUUUGGAAAUCUGAAACAAUUUAAUUUCGAGAAUUCUUUCGAGAUAAAUUGUGCUGUGUGAUAGACAUGAUAAUUGGUAGUUAAUUUACUAAAACACAAUUUUUCUCAAUUACUACAUAAAGUAAAGAAGAUUUGAAGAAAAAAAUAGAAAAAAGACAUAAAAAUCAAUAACACAAGAGAAACAAGAUAAAUUUAAGCAAAUGGACGAAGGAGCUCAGACACUUUCUACAGUUUUGACUGGCAAAGAACAUGAGAGUUUGGAACAUAACAAGACAAAAAAGAAAAGUCGGGAGGCACCAGAAGAUAACACUUCCGAUACAAAAAAAACGAGACAGAUGAGCACAGAAAGCAAUGAUUUCACAAACAAUAAUCAACAAAACAUCGGCGAUUCUCGAAGCAGUUUAAAAAAUAGUGAAAAAGAUUCAAAUUCAAUAACAUUUGGAAUGAAAUAUUUCAUGCAUACGUAUCAAGUUUUUGAUUCUAAAAAGUUAAGGAAAAAAGCUAGAAAAAUGGCUAUUCAGAUAAUGAAACAAAUUGGGUACGCAAUAAUGGUUGUGAAACCGGGAAAGUUUGCAAUGAAAUAUGCUUCUUCAGUACCUUAUCAUUUAUUUUUCACUAGAGUCGAAAAUUCUGAAGAGACUUACAAUCAACAAUUCUCCAUAACUUUCUCUGAGAUUCUCGAUCAUAGUCUUGGAGAAAUUGUUAACAGUCUUCAUUUAACUUUUACUGUAGAUGUCGGGUGGUUAUAUUUGCAGUAUAUGUUAGCUGGUCAAUGUACCGACAUGACAAUUUUGUAUAAACAUAGAAUAUGUCCAUGUCAUGAGGAAUUAAGUAAAAACAUUACUGUAAUAAAGGUAAAUGGACACGAGUUCUCGAGCCAUCAUACGAACAUCAUGAUCUUGCAAUAUAGUAAUGGGAUUAGGGUGGUUGUCUCUACUGCUGCCUUAUAUUCUGACGAUUGGAAAAACAGAACACAAGGAUUAUGGAUCUCGCCUCAUCUGCCCAGCCUGUCAGAAUCCGCAAAUCCUGAUGAUGGGGAAUCUCCAACGGAUUUUAAAAAAGAUCUUGUGCGAUAUCUGAGUAAAUAUGAACAACCGGCUUUGACGCAGUGGAUACGUGCAGUGCAGAUGACGGAUUUUUCUGAUAUAAAUGUGUUUCUCGUUGCUUCUGUUCCCGGAAUUCACGAAGCUGACGAAGCCGACUUUUGGGGACAGAGGAAAUUAGCAUACGUUCUAUCGCGCUUUGCCACGCUGCCGUCAGAUGCACAGUGGCCUAUAGUAGCACUGAGUUCUGGUGUAGGCUGCUUUGGUUCAAAGUUCGAAAGUGGAUUGUUACAAGACAUAACUUGGUGUAUGUCUAAGGAAACUUCUAAAGAUUCAAAGAAUCCUUCACAUUUUCAGUUUAUUUAUCCGUCAAUAGCGAAUUAUAAGCAAAGCUUUGAUUUUCGAGUUUUAAGUACCCCCUUGUUGUACAGUGCAGAAAAUCAUUUUAAACAACAGUGGCUAGAAUCAUAUUUAUAUCAAUGGAAAGCUACGCGAACAGGACGAGAUCGUGCGAUGCCUAAUAUUAAAUCCUACACAAGAAUUUCUCCCGAUUCGAAAGAAAUUCCCUGGUAUUUGCUUACCAGCGCAAAUCUGAGCAAAGCUGCAUGGGGAUCAAGCAAACAAUAUGGUUAUAGUAUAGGGAACUACGAGGCCGGCGUCGUAUUCAUACCAAAAUUUAUUACUGGAACAAUAACAUUUCCUAUUGGAGGAGAAGAAGAUACAGACAUUCCAAUAUUUCCGAUCCCAUACGAUCUUCCAUUAAGCCAAUAUGAAUCGGGCGAUGAUCCUUUUGUCGACGAAUUUGUCAACUCUCUAAGAUUUAGGCGUGCAAUUAAGAAAUAA